AUGGAUCGCUGCAUCCUUGCUGCUGCCGCUGGUCUCCUGAUAGCCGGCGUCGGUGCCAGCUUCGACUCCACCUGCAUCGCCCGUGGCCUGCCCCAUGUCAUGGCCGGCAGCAACCCCAGCGUCAUGGCCGGCGUGAACGCCACCGAUGUGUGCGGCCCGUUCGGCUGUGGCAGUCACGGGUCAAGCUUCGCCAUCACAGAAGCCUCCACAUUCAUCCCUGCCAGUGAGCAGGGCUACAUUGUCGAGAACCUGUGCAUGGAUGGCAACGGAUGCCGCGACGGGGACUCCGUCGGAACCGUCUACCAUGGCUUCCUGAGGCAAGGUAUCACCGUGACCUUCUCUGUCACCGAGGGAAACCAAGCAGGGAUCAGCUCUGCCGGACUCGGCAAUGCCUCCAUCACCAUCGAUGACACCCGCGGCAAUGAGCUCCACUUCGGUAGCAGCAAGUGCUUCAUCCCCGAAGGUGGCCCUUACGUCUGCCAUAUCCCGUGGAAGGACCUGGCUCCUCUCUUGGAUAGCCGGUGUGACGAGGAGGGCUCCAACCCGGUCAUCAACAUUGCCAAGUCUUCCGUCGUCGGUGACAAGAAGGGCACCGGGGCCAUCCGCCUCUUCAGCGCCACACAGAACAAGCAUACGGGCCCCAGGGCGCUCGCCCGCCGCGACGUGAACCUCCUCGGUGAGUUCUUGGCGAAGAAGCUGGCCAGGAUCAAGCCGAGCCCCCCCGCCGAGCCCCCGGAGGCGCCACCAGAGGCACCCCCAGCGGCGCCCCCAGCUCCCAAGCCGGCCACCCACAGGAAGGGUUCCCACAAGAAGAGCAGCCACRAGRAGSCYGCCCCCGWSGAGCCYGCCCCYRAGGAGCCCGCCCCCAAGRAGCCCRCYYCCAAGUCCAAGCAUGAGCAUAGACACAAGCACAAGGAGUUCAAGGCACCUGCCAAGGCACCUGCAAAGGCCCCCGAGCCUAAGGCUCCCGCCAAGGCGCCCACCAAGACGCCUGCCAAGGCCCCCGAGUACAAGCCGGAGCCUGACUGCGAAGACGCUCCCAGCCCUUCCAAGCCGGAAUGCUCCGACAAGCCUGCCAAGAUGACGAAGAAGGAAAAGAGUCGCCAGAAGAAGGCCAACAAGGAGGCCAAGGAAGCCGAGAAGUACUACAGGAAGGAGCACAAGAAGGAGAUCAAGGAGGCCGAGAAGCAGGCCGACAAGGCCGAAAAGAAGAGCUACAAGAAGGCAAAGAAGAGGUGCAAGAAGAGCUGCAAACACAAGUGCGUCCUCUGCAUGGAGGGCGAGAAGCCUGAGGAGCCUGCCCCCGAACCCGCACCUGAGUACCCCGAAUACCCCGAGUACCCCGAGUACCCCGAGUACCCCGAGGAGCCCGACGAGGAGGAGCCUGCGCCCAAGUACAACCCGUACAAGAAGCAUAGGAAGCCCUACUCUUCUUAG
Messenger RNA from Geosmithia morbida, 1437 nucleotides. RefSeq lists its product as uncharacterized. NCBI's taxonomy places the organism in Eukaryota, Fungi, Ascomycota, Sordariomycetes, Hypocreales, Bionectriaceae. The transcript has 2 exons. The record is from RefSeq and is a predicted model, not a curated record. Bases 1 to 1437 code for a protein of 478 amino acids.